Messenger RNA from Cuculus canorus (common cuckoo), 1083 nucleotides. It is a transcript of the gene FNDC10, whose product is annotated as fibronectin type III domain containing 10. NCBI's taxonomy places the organism in Eukaryota, Metazoa, Chordata, Aves, Cuculiformes, Cuculidae. The record is from RefSeq and is a predicted model, not a curated record. The coding region runs from base 144 to 785 and encodes 213 amino acids. The transcript has a single exon.
CCCGGUGCCGCUGCCGGAGCGGGCGCGCCUCGCCGCUGCCGAGGUGGCGAGAGUUAACGGCGGAGCCGCCUCUCCAUUGGCGGCCGGCGGGGCGGCUGCCGAGCCCCGCUCUAUAACGGGAGCAGCCCCGCAUCGCGGCCGGCAUGCCCAGCCUGCCUCCCCCCGCUCCGCCUCUCGUCCCGCUCCUCCUGCUCUGCCUCGCCCUGAGCCGGGCAGCGGCGGCGCCGGGGGCCGAGCAGGAGGAGCCGUGGUGCCCGUACAAGGUGCGGGGCGAAGGCGGCGGCGGCGGGCGGCUGUGUUUCCGCAGCCCGGCUCGGGGUUUCCAGUGCUCGGCUCGCUCGUGCCGCUCGCACCGCUCGGCGGGCGGCGCUUUGGUGGCGAACGUUCUGCGCAACGGGAGCGUUUUGGUGCAGUGGGGGUCGCCGCGCCCCUCGGCGGGGCUGCGGGGCUUCGCGCUCAACUGCUCGUGGGACGGCACCUACACGCGGUUCCCGUGCGAGAGCGUGGAGCUGGGAGCCUCCUGCCGGGAUUUCCUGCUGCCCGAGGCCCACGGCGGGGUCCGGUACCGGCUGUGCCUGCAGCCCCGCUUCGCCCCGCGCCGCCCCGCGCCCCCCGCGCAGUGCGUGGAGUUCCGCCCGCAGCCCCCCGCCAUGCGCGACAUCGUGGUGGCCAUGACCGCCGUGGGGGGAUCCAUCUGCCUCAUGCUCGUCUUCAUCUGUCUCCUCGUGGCGUACAUCACCGAGAACCUCAUGAGCCCGGCCGUGGCCGCCCCGCGCAGACCCUAAGUGCUGGCGGGCAAAGGAGCCUGGCCAACCGGGGGGCUGUCCAGGAUGGCGUGACCGCGAGAAAAGCCAUGGAUGUCAUCUAUCUGGACUUCUGUAAAGCCUCGUCACAUCUAACCUCCAGCAUUCACCAGGAACAACUCCUGUCCAACCAACCUGGUGGCUGUCCGUGAUGGCAUGACCGCAGGAAAAGCCAUGGAUGUCAUCUAUCUGGACUUCUAUAAAGCCUCGUCACAUCUAAACUCCAGUAUUCACCAGGCACAACUCCUGCCUGACCAAUCUGGUGGCUUUUUGUGAUGGC